Megalobrama amblycephala (Wuchang bream) is the source of this 1496-nucleotide messenger RNA. RefSeq names its product calcium binding protein 4 (gene cabp4). NCBI's taxonomy places the organism in Eukaryota, Metazoa, Chordata, Actinopteri, Cypriniformes, Xenocyprididae. Gene Ontology annotation, molecular function: calcium ion binding. The record is from RefSeq and is a predicted model, not a curated record. The transcript has 8 exons. The coding region runs from base 213 to 905 and encodes 230 amino acids.
UUGUACGGCUUAAUCCAAACACAUCAUCAACAAUCUCACAUGCUAAUCCAAACAUAUUUAGACAGAUUAUCACCUACUUGGAUUAUCAAAGGAGGGUGGAGGGUCACUUUCUACAGUCAAUCCACACAUUCUCUCAGAGGAGGAGGAAUUGAUUUUAAAAGACUGAUUCAAGUGGUUCUGGACUGCACAUUUUGCUCCUCUCAUUCUGAAGCAUGUCUCAGAGGAGUAAAACAGCUUCAAGAGAAAGCAUCUCCUCUGGUCCUCCAUCCUCAUCAGACGCUCAUCCUCCACGCUCUGCUCUUCGUAACUCCUCCAAAGACUCAAAAAACUCAGGUCACAGGGGCUCAUCUGGCAGCCAAGGACGGCGUGGCAGUAGAACCUUAAGCCAGAAUUCAGCUAUUGCUGCAGCAUAUACACAGUACCUUAAUGCUCUCUUUGGACAGGACAGAGAUUUAAUGCCAGAGGAACUAGACGAGCUGCAUGUAGCAUUUAAAGAGUUUGACUAUGACCAGGAUGGGUAUUUGCACUACAAAGAUGUUGCCGACUGCAUGAGAACCAUGGGAUACAUGCCAACAGAGAUGGAACUGAUUGAAAUCAUUCAGCAGAUAAAAAUGAAAUGGGGAGGUCAUGUGGACUUUGAUGAUUUCUGUGAAUUAAUGGGGCCAAGGAUGUUGGCUGAGACUGCUCAUAUGGUCGGUCUAAGGGAGUUGCACUGCGCUUUCAAACAGUUUGACUGUGACGGUGAUGGACGGAUCACUUUUGAGGAGCUGAAAGAGUCCACAAAGACGUUGCUGGGUGAGAAACUGAAGAAAGGAGAACUGGAAGAAAUUCUGACAGACAUCGACCUCAACGGAGAUGGGAAUGUGGACUUUGAUGAGUUCGUCAUGAUGCUGUCUCUCCGAUAGCUGAAUGUUUUUCCAUAUGAUGAGCUCAGUCGUCAUGUAAUCAUCAAACCUGCCAGUCAAGUUGUUAAAUACGGUGUACAUAAACUGCUGAGAUUUAUGUAACGUUAGAGCUGUAUAGACUACAGAGUAUUUGUAUUCAAUAAAGGUCCUAAAAUGUGUGAGGAUUUUCUGCUUGUUGUUUGAUAGAGCAGUGUUUCUUAACUUAGGAGUUUGAGACUAGUUAUAGAAUAUCUGAAUAUGAAUUUUUGUAUAUUUUGUCAUUUGACACGUUCCCAUAAAAGAAGAAGAUAAUAUAUGUAUAAUAUAACUAACAAAAUGACUAAAUAUAGAACAAGUCAACUAGUAAAUUAUACUUGAUUGCAUUUGGUCGUCACAAAGGCAUUAAUGAUACCAAUGAGCCGAUUUUAUUCUGAGGUCCUAGAGGAUGGUUCCAAAUAUGACAGGGGUCCAUUACUCAAAAAAGGUUGAGAUUCACUGUGAUAGAGGAUGGUGGAUUAAGUACUAAGUACAGGACAACAAAUCUAGGAGUUAUGAAACAGCUGUUGUUGCACAACCAGUGACGAUGCUGCAACCUAGUGGAGGAUAUAGGUA